CAUCACGCUCGCAAUUUCUCGAUCAACCGCAAGAACGUCCAACACGAUCACCUCCCACCGAUGGUCAACUUGCUCGGA
Messenger RNA from Mesorhabditis belari, 78 nucleotides. NCBI's taxonomy places the organism in Eukaryota, Metazoa, Nematoda, Chromadorea, Rhabditida, Rhabditidae. The record is from the annotation of a GenBank genome assembly.